CUUAACUUGAAUUACGCCAAUCUUUUAAAAAAACCUAUUUAGUCAGACUUAAUCAUAUUUUUAACUUUAUUUAGAUGCUGCUAAUCUGGACACUAUCGCUGCUGCUGGGAGCAGUAGUAGGAAAAGAAAUCUGCUUCCCAAGACUUGGCUGCUUUAGCGAUGAUGCCCCAUGGGCAGGAAUUGCGCAAAGACCCCUCAAAAUAUUGCCCUGGGCUCCAAAAGAUGUCAAUACCCGCUUCCUCCUGUACACUAACGAGAACCCGAAUAACUUUGAAGAAAUUAUUGCAAAUGCAUCAACUAUCAUGAGCUCUAAUUUCAAAGCAGACAGAAAAACCCGCUUCAUUAUUCAUGGAUUCAUAGACAAGGGAGAAGAAAACUGGUUGUCCAAAAUAUGCAAGAACUUGUUUACAGUGGAAAGUGUGAACUGCAUCUGUGUGGACUGGAAAAGUGGCUCCAAAACCGGUUACACUCAGGCCUCACAGAACAUCCGGAUUGUGGGGGCAGAAUUGGCAUAUUUUGUUGAAGUUCUUCAGUCAGCAUUUGGGUACUCACCUUCCGACGUCCACAUCAUUGGCCACAGUCUGGGUGCCCACGCAGCUGGAGAGGCAGGAAGGAGGAUCAAUGGGACGGUUGGACGAAUCACAGGGUUGGAUCCAGCUGAACCUUGCUUUGAGGGCACACCCGACUUAGUCCGAUUGGACCCCAGCGAUGCCCUGUUUGUGGAUGUAAUUCACACAGACGCUGCCCCUAUAAUCCCCAACAUGGGGUUUGGAAUGAGCCAAACUGUAGGCCAUCUAGAUUUCUUUCCAAAUGGAGGAAAAGAAAUGCCCGGAUGUCGGAAGAACAUUCUCUCUCAGAUCGUUGACAUAGAUGGGAUCUGGGAAGGGACUCGUGACUUUGUGGCCUGUAAUCACUUAAGAAGCUACAAGUAUUACUCUGACAGCAUCCUUAACCCCGAUGGCUUUGCUGGAUUCCCUUGUGCCUCUUACAGUGUUUUCUCUGCAAACAAGUGCUUCCCCUGCCCCAGUGAAGGCUGCCCACAGAUGGGUCAUUAUGCUGACAGAUUUCCUGGAAAAACAAACGGAGUGGGCCAGAUAUUUUAUCUAAACACUGGUGAUGCCACCAACUUUGCCCGUUGGAGGUAUAAGGUAGCUGUCACGCUGUCUGGAAGGAAGGUUACAGGACACGUGCUAGUGACUUUGUUUGGAAAUAAAGGGAAUUCUAAACAGUAUGAAAUUUUCAAGGGCACUCUCCACCCCGACAGCACUCACUCCAACGAAUUUGACUCUGAUGUGGAUGUUGGAGAUUUGCAGAAGGUUAAAUUUAUUUGGUACAACCGGGUGAUCAACCCAACCCUACCCAGAGUGGGAGCGUCCAAUAUCAUGGUGGAAAGAAACGACGGAAAAGUGUUCAAUUUCUGUAGUAAAGAAACUGUGAGGGAAGAUAUUCUGCUCACUCUUGCCCCGUGUUAGGAGCAGCUGACAUGUGACCACCGCACCUUACUGCUAAUAAAAUCUACUGGUGAAGCAAUCCA
Molecule: messenger RNA, 1534 nt
Organism: Neofelis nebulosa (Clouded leopard)
Lineage: Eukaryota; Metazoa; Chordata; Mammalia; Carnivora; Felidae
Gene: PNLIP
Product: pancreatic lipase
Exons: 12
Coding region: 75-1472 (465 amino acids)
Biological process (GO): lipid metabolic process
Molecular function (GO): triacylglycerol lipase activity; protein binding
Source: RefSeq, a predicted model, not a curated record